Aspergillus mulundensis is the source of this 1137-nucleotide messenger RNA. Its product is annotated as EBP2 family rRNA-processing protein. The transcript is spliced from 3 exons. Bases 1 to 1137 code for a protein of 378 amino acids. Gene Ontology annotation, biological process: ribosomal large subunit biogenesis; rRNA processing. NCBI's taxonomy places the organism in Eukaryota, Fungi, Ascomycota, Eurotiomycetes, Eurotiales, Aspergillaceae. The record is from RefSeq and is a predicted model, not a curated record. Gene Ontology annotation, cellular component: nucleolus; nuclear periphery; preribosome, large subunit precursor.
AUGCCUAAGAGAAGCAAACUGCUCCAGGCUCUCGAUGAGCACAAGGGGAGGGACUACGAUGCUGAGAAGCAGAAGAAGCUGGUCAAGGCCGCGAAGAAGAGGAAGGGUUUGACCGGUGCGGAGGAGGAGAAGGUGAAGGAGGAAUUGGUUAAGGCCAAGAAGCCCGAGGAAUCUGGAUCCGAAUCCGAGGAGGAAGAGGAGGAGGAAGAGGAGGAGGAAGAGAGCACAAACGAGGCCGAGGCCGCCGAGGAAUCACAAGACGAUGCCGCCGAACGCGGCGAAGACGACGAGGAAGACGAGGAGGAGGAGGAAGAAGAAGAAGAUAUCCCACUCUCCGACCUCUCCGAAGACGAGCGCGAAGACGUAAUUCCCCACCAACGCCUCACAAUCAACAACACGACCGCCCUCACGGCCUCCACAAAGCGCAUCUCCUUUAUCACCCACCUUACCCCUUUCUCCGAACACAACUCGAUAGUCAGCAAAGCCGAAGACGAAAUGGAGAUUCCAGACCCCAACGACGACCUGAACCGUGAGCUGGCAUUCUACAAGACUGCGCAGACGGCCGCUAUCACCGCGCGGAAGUUGCUGAAGAAGGAGGGCGUGCCGUUCACGAGACCCCGCGACUACUUUGCGGAGAUGGUCAAGACAGAUGAGCACAUGGGUAAGAUCAAGAAGAAGCUUUACGAUGAGGCUGCGGGCAAGAAGGCUGCCGCGGAGGCAAGGAAGCAGCGCGAUCUGAAGAAAUUCGGCAAGCAGGUGCAGGUUGCGAAGUUGCAGCAGCGCGCGAAGGAGAAGAAGGAGGCGAUUGAGAGGAUCAAUGACUUGAAGAAGAAGCGAAAGAACGACACAUCCGGCCAAGACGGCGGCGCCGACGACCUCUUCGACGUUGCCGUUGAAGACGCCGUCUCCGAGAACCCCCGCAAGCGCGCCCGCGGUGACACGAGCGGCCCCAACCUGAAGCGCCAAAAGAAGAACGAGAAGUACGGCUUUGGCGGCAAGAAGCGGCAUGCGAAGAGCGGUGAUGCGAUGUCAAGUGGUGAUCUCCGAAACUUCUCCGUUAAGAAGAUGAAGGGUGGUAGCGGUGGCCCCAAGCGUCCCGGAAAGAGUAAGCGGGCUGCCGCUAGGGGACGGGCUUAG